UAAUGCAGACGUGCAUCGCAGAAGAUCGCAUUGUGUGUUAUCGUCGCACUGGCUGGCACCGCACGUGGUCCCGACAAGCCGAAACUAUUCGAUUUUCCUUGCCGACGAGUUAGGCCGACCGUUGGCAUCGCCGUGCACGAUUUUCGGCCGAUUUUUCGCGACGUUCCCGGGGCUGAUGGGCUGCGGGCGUUGAGAGUCGGCGAGUGGUGCGAGUGAAAAACGUGGAGCAGCAGAACAUGGCGCCGCACGAUCAUGCUUCGGCGUUUUCGGCCGAUUUGCAGCACUUCGCCCUGUGCAGCGGCGACGGCAAACUCAGAGUCUUCGAGACCAAAUCUAGCAAACUGGUGCAGGAGUUCGUGCCCGAGGGACACUUGAACUGCAGAAUCCACUCGUUGUGCUGGAUUUCCACCUCGUCCGCCUUCCCCGCCUCGCUACCGGCAAAAAAAGCAAAAAAGCGCAAGGUCGAGGCUGAGGAUGCAGCAGAAAAAAACGGAGUCCUGCUUGGCUUGGACAAAGGCGAUGUUCUUUUCUACGACGUCAGUAGAGCCGAGGUGUGCGGAAAAUUGCCCUCCUCUAUCAGCAGCCCUGUCACGGCAAUCGCUACGAAGGACAACAACGUGUUUGCCGGGACAACCAGUAGCCAAAUUAUUCACUGGCAGUUGGGCAAAAACACGGAAACAAAGUCUUGGAAGGCGAACCCAAAAGCGCCGUCACAAAUCACAGUUGUUUUGUGCCAUCCGACAGAAGAUUGGCUCAUUAGCGCGUCCAGGACCAUAACUGUGUGGGACAUUCAGUCCAGGGAAGUGCUCCAAGAAUUCCAGGGGCACCUCAGUCUUAUCCGACAGUUGCUCCUCACUCCAAGUGGCGAACACUUGGCCAGCAUUGCUGAGGGAGAACGAAACAUUAAUGUUUGGCCUGUUGGUAAAUCAAAGAAGAAGAAGAGAACACAAGAAUGCAUUGCAAUGCUAGUUUUGCAAGACUUUCCGGUGCAAAUGGACUUGGCUGUCUCUCCCAAAGACGGUUCGGUCCAUCUUUCAGCAGUCACUGCUGAAGGAUCACUUUGCAUUUUCUCGGAAACGCUCAAUGGGAAAUGUAUGACACCUUCCAAGCCUAGGAUGACUCUCCAAAUCGCAGACAGUGAUGCACCUGCCGAUUCAGCCGUCGUACUCCUUCCUAUUGUUGCUGCCAAGUUUCCUUACAAAUCUGCUUUGGAAAUUAUUUUAUCUUACGGAGACUCAUUUAAUCUACGAUUUGAGAGAACGAGCAACAUUUCUACCAAGAAAGAUAUCGUUUUCCUCAAUAGAAAGAAUCCAAGGAAGGUUGCUUCGGAGAAGAAAUCGGAUGCACGAGUUGUAGGAAAUUCCAGCGAGGCACAAUAUGUGACUGCGACGGGAAGCAAAAGACCCAUUUCCACCAAGCCCAUUCACCUACCCAUCGAGGACAGACUGAAAAAUUUGUCUGUAGAAAAAGUAGUGGAAAGUGAGGAAACAAGAAUUCCCAGUGGUCCAACCACGGAUAGUCUUUCCGCACUUUUACAACAGGGCUUAGCAAGUAACGACAAAGGACUUCAAAAAGAGAUUCUUCUCACAAAGGAUCCGUCUGUUAUUUCAAGUACUGUGGCAAAUUUGCCUAUCGAAUAUGUGCCCAUGUUAGUCCAACAACUGGCUGUGCUUGUGCACUGGAGCGGGUGGAAGGGUGAAACGGCCACAAAGUGGAUUACGGAAAUUUUGAUGCACCACAGCUCGUUGGUUCUUGGCAGUCCGCAGCUGGUGGCGCUCAUUCAGCCCAUCCUUGGGCUUGUGGAGGUCAGACUGGCAGGGCUGCAGAACCUGAUGAAACUUAAGGGCAGACUUUCCCUUCUGAUGGCACAAAUGGCGCUCAGGGGGAAAGUCAAGAAAAUGAGUCCCCAGCAGAGCCAUGUCACAAGUUACGACAUUGAAGAUGAUUCGGAAGAUUCAAGUGAGGAUGAUAAUUUGAGCAUAGCAGAAUCGGAUGAUUCCGACGCAAUGGAGGACGACGAUGAAGAAAGGUGUGAAGAAGUCGAUGAAGAUGCAAGCGAAGGGGAAGAAUUAGACGAGCCAACAACCAACGGCAGGACGAGGAGGAAAGGUGAUAGCAGCGAAGGUAGCAGCGAAGAAGAAGACAUGGAAUGCUGAGUCCUCGCUGUUGGUUUAGGAGAAAAAUAUUAAAAUUGCCUCAACUUGCAUUUGAUGUGCACGGCUUUUUUGUCGACACACAAAGCACUUUUAUAUGUGACCAUUGGGGGUUUAUUAUUUUGUGACAUAAAAUUGUAAAGAUUGAUCUGUUGAAUUAUUUUGAUUUUGACGGAUCUUUUUAUUAUGAUGAAUUGUAAUCUUGAACCAGCAUGGCUGCUGCAAAUAUAAAAAUUGAAAAAGUUUA
Messenger RNA from Neocloeon triangulifer, 2400 nucleotides. RefSeq names its product WD repeat-containing protein 43. NCBI's taxonomy places the organism in Eukaryota, Metazoa, Arthropoda, Insecta, Ephemeroptera, Baetidae. Gene Ontology annotation, cellular component: nucleolus. Gene Ontology annotation, molecular function: protein binding. Bases 237 to 2156 code for a protein of 639 amino acids. The transcript is spliced from 9 exons. The record is from RefSeq and is a predicted model, not a curated record. Gene Ontology annotation, biological process: maturation of SSU-rRNA from tricistronic rRNA transcript (SSU-rRNA, 5.8S rRNA, LSU-rRNA).